Molecule: messenger RNA, 3564 nt
Organism: Acinonyx jubatus (cheetah)
Lineage: Eukaryota; Metazoa; Chordata; Mammalia; Carnivora; Felidae
Gene: PIGN
Product: phosphatidylinositol glycan anchor biosynthesis class N
Exons: 32
Coding region: 582-3377 (931 amino acids)
Biological process (GO): GPI anchor biosynthetic process
Cellular component (GO): endoplasmic reticulum membrane
Molecular function (GO): mannose-ethanolamine phosphotransferase activity
Source: RefSeq, a predicted model, not a curated record
GGGCAGGUAGGUUUCGGGGGCGUUCCGCGGUUGAGAGGCAGUUAUGACUGUGGUUUAGGAACGUUCUCUUGGCUGUCCUUUCAGGGGGCAGAGGGUAACUCUGCAGGAGAGCUAGCUUUGCGCGGAAGAGGCCUCAUUCCCGAGAUUACGCGUAACCCGGCUAAGCCCCAGCCAAGUGACUGUCCGCUCUGGAGGCCUGGCCACAGCACCGGCUGCUGGAACUUCUGGAAGACCGCCUUCUAGCCACCGAAUUUAAAAUAUGUCUUCUCAGAGAGCUGUAAGAAGUUGGAUGUAGAAUUGCUUCCAUGAUUGACUUCCUAUACAAAUCUGUAGUUUCCUGAUUCUUCUUCACAACCUGUAAUCAUGGACUUGUUUAUAUGACCUUUCAAGACCACAACACAUCAACUGGCCAUCUUCUCAGGAGAUUGACCAACAAAAGUAAAUUAUAGACUGACUUGGAAAACACUCCCAUGGACUUGAUCUUGGCAGUUAAUGGCAUACUGUCCUACAGUAUUAUUUAAAUAUUUCAUAUUGCUUACUUUUCUUUCUUUUUCCUCGAAGACUAGUUGGUCACACUGGAUAUGCUGCUCUUCUUUAUUUUGGGAUUGUUCGUACAUUUUGUGUUCUUCGGCUCCAUCUUCGAUAUUUAUUUUACCUCUCCUUUGGUUCAUGGAAUGACUCCUCAGUUCACACCAUUGCCUCCUCCGGCAAAAAGAUUAGUACUGUUUGUUGCGGAUGGCCUGCGGGCAGAUACGCUUUAUGAAUUAGAUGAAAAUGGAAAUUCGAGAGCACCAUUUAUUAGGAAUAUCAUAAUGCAUGAAGGCAGCUGGGGGUUAUCUCAUACCCGUGUGCCAACUGAGUCUCGGCCAGGUCAUGUGGCCCUGAUCGCUGGGUUUUAUGAAGAUGUCAGUGCAGUUGCCAAAGGGUGGAAGGAAAAUCCUGUGGAAUUUGAUUCUCUUAUUAAUGAGAGCAAGUACACAUGGAGCUGGGGAAGCCCUGAUAUCUUGACUAUGUUUGCCAAAGGUGCUUAUGGAGACCAUGUUUUUACAUAUACCUAUGGCGCUGACAGUGAAGAUUUUGGUGCCCAUGAUGUAACAAAACUGGAUACUUGGGUUUUUGAUAAAGUUAAGGAAUUCUUUCAUGCUGCCAGAAACAACCAGUCUUUGUUUUCUAAACUAAAUGAAGAAAAAAUAGUUUUUUUCUUACAUUUAUUAGGAAUAGAUACAAACGGACAUGCUCACCGACCAUCAUCAAGGGAAUAUAAGGACAAUAUUAAACUAGUGGAUGCGGGAAUAAAAGAAAUGGUGUCCAUUCUUGAACACUUUUAUGGAAAUGAUGGGAAAACGGCAUUUAUCUUUACCUCUGACCAUGGAAUGACAGACUGGGGUUCCCAUGGGGCUGGUCAUCCUUCAGAGACUUUAACUCCUUUUGUCACUUGGGGAGCUGGAAUCAAGUAUCCCCAAAAAGUAUCAGCUCAGAAAUUUGAUGAUGCAUUUUUGAAAGAAUGGAGAUUAGAGAGCUGGAAGAGGCAAGAUAUCCAUCAGGCUGAUAUUGCACCACUGAUGGCUUCUCUUAUUGGAGUUCCCUUUCCCCUUAAUUCAGUGGGCAUCCUUCCUGUAGAUUAUCUUAACAACACUGAUCUCUUCAAAGCAGAGAGCAUGUUUACAAAUGCAAUACAGAUUCUCCAACAAUUCACGGUGAAAAUGACUCAGAAAAAAGAAGUUACUUUACCGUUUUUGUUUAUACCAUUUAAGUUGCUUCCUGAAUCUAAACAGCUAAACAUUGUAAGAAAAGCAAGAUCUUACAUAAAACAGAGAAAGUAUGAUGAAGCAGUCUCCCUUUGCAAGGAGCUGAUUCAUCUUGCAUUGAAAGGAUUGUCCUAUUAUCACACUUAUGACAGAUUCUUCUUGGCCAUCAAUGUUGUUCUUGGUUUUUUGGGAUGGACAUCUUACGCUUCUUUGUUGAUCAUCAAGUCUCAUUUUAACCUUACUAGAGGUGUUAAUAAAGAAGUUAAGAAACCAAGCCACCUCCUGUCAUGUAGUUGUAUAGCUAUUGGUGUUUUUGUAGCAUUUUUCCUGCUGCUUCAAGGCUGUCCCUGGACUUAUUACAUAUAUUGUUUGUUGCCAGUGCCAAUAUGGUAUGCGGUUCUAAGAGAGUUUCAAGUUAUUCAAGACUUUGUCACAUUACUGUUGACCGUUCCUCCAAGUUAUUUUGUUGGAUACCUGUUAGUCUUUAUCCUGGGAAUUGAAAUAUUAGUUCUCAGUUUUUUCUACCGCUACAUGCUUACAGCUGGACUUCUAGCAUUUGCGGGUUGGCCAUUUAUCACCCAGCUAUGGACUCGAGCAAAGAGCAUCUCACUGAGUUGGAUUUUCUUCUCUUUGCUCCUGGCAGUGUUCCCACUGAUGCCCGUUGUAGGACGAAAGCCAGAUAUCUUUCUAGUAAUGGGCGCAGGCUUGCUGGUUCUUCUGCUAUCCCUGUGUGUUUUAACAUCUCUCAUAAAAAGAAAAGACAGUUUUAUAAAUGAAGAGCUAUUGUUACAUCUAUUUCAGAUGCUGAGCGUAGUGCUUUCUAUGUGUGUUAUGUAUAGCACCCACAGCAGUCUACGCAAGAAACAAGGACUGCCUCUUCUUAAUCAGAUCAUUAGCUGGCUAAUAUUGGCCUUUUCCCUCGUCCUGCCACUGCUGAGUCCCACAAGUCUCUUCGAGCGGUUGUUUAGCAUUCUUCUUUCCUUGAUGUCAACCUACAUACUGCUAAGCACAGGGUACGAAGCUCUCUUUCCAUUAGUAUUGUCAUGCUUAAUGUUUGUCUGGAUACAGGUGGAGCAAGAAACCCUGCAGCAACGUGGUAUUUCCUGCAAACAGAAGGUCACCAGUGUCCGGUUCACCUGCAGUACUGAUAUAACCCAGUUCCGACAGCUCUGUCUGGAUGACGUCCGGAGGGCCUUUUUCCUUGUUUUCUUCUUAGUGACAGCAUUUUUUGGAACUGGGAACAUAGCUUCUGUUAACAGCUUUGAUCUUGCCUCUGUCUAUUGCUUUCUGACCGUGUUUAGUCCUUUUAUGAUGGGAGCCCUGAUGAUGUGGAAGAUUUUAAUCCCCUUCGUUCUUGUGAUGUGUGCUUUUGAAGCAGUUCAGUUAACUACGCAGUUAUCAUCAAAAAGCCUUUUUCUCAUGGUUCUCGUCAUAUCAGACAUUAUGGCUUUGCAUUUUUUCUUCUUGGUCAAGGAUUAUGGCAGCUGGCUUGAUAUUGGAACAAGCAUCAGCCACUACGUGAUUGUCAUGUCCAUGACCAUCGUUCUGGUGUUUCUCAAUGGCCUGGCCCACCUGCUCAUGACAAAGAAACUCAGACUCUGUGGCAAACCCAAAAGCCACCUCAUAUGAUGUUGCCCAAGCCAUCAUUCAACCUCUGGAUCCUGCUUCCCAUUCUCCUUUUACACUAAACUCUUAUCAAGGAUUCAGUAAGAAAAUGGACAUUGAUAUACAGCAUAUUCUGCUCCUACAGAGAAAAAGACAUGCGGAAUUCUGAGUUUACAGGUUAUCUGCAAUAAAGGAGCUUCCAUUUUCUUGA